Messenger RNA from Didymodactylos carnosus, 537 nucleotides. Lineage: Eukaryota; Metazoa; Rotifera; Eurotatoria; Philodinida; Philodinidae. The record is from the annotation of a GenBank genome assembly.
AUGUCAUCACCAAAAUCAUACGACAAUAGUAGUGGUACUACUAGUCAUAUUAAAAAACAACGCGAACUUACAUCAAUAACAAAUAGUCUAUUGUUAGCUAAAACAUUAGCCAUGGCUUCAACAACUACACCUCCACUUCCACCACCGCCUCCAUCAACAAGUUCCAUAAAAGAAAAUGUUCCCACCAUCGAACCAACAUCUACCGUCGAAACAUCUCCACAACUUCAACAACAACAAAAAGCAGCACUUCGUACAUUACAAUUAGCAGCUGCGCUCAACGACCCAACAUUUAUAAAUUAUUAUCAAACAUUAGUUAAUAAAAAUACAACAAAUCAUAAUAACCAUCUAGUUAAUUUGCCUAAUAACAAUACAUCUAUACUUAACUCUAAUUUAAAUCAUCCACCUUCUACUUUAAAUACAAAAAAUCAUAAUAAUUUGGAUUCUUCUUCUUCAUUAGUUAACUUAUCAUUACCUUCUAGUAUACCAACACAAAAAGAAUCAAAACGGUAUGUAUUAUUGGCAGAUAAAAAAUAUUGA